Messenger RNA from Aspergillus alliaceus, 1067 nucleotides. Its product is annotated as SDR family NAD(P)-dependent oxidoreductase. The record is from RefSeq and is a predicted model, not a curated record. The coding region runs from base 296 to 1066 and encodes 256 amino acids. Gene Ontology annotation, molecular function: oxidoreductase activity. The transcript has 2 exons. NCBI's taxonomy places the organism in Eukaryota, Fungi, Ascomycota, Eurotiomycetes, Eurotiales, Aspergillaceae.
GUUCCGACCCCUCUCUUCUUACCUGAGGCUGUAGUUAUACUGUGCACAGUCAGUUUUAAAAGCACUCUAAAGGAUCCAUAUGCGGUCAGCACGUUAUGUUAUUAUUCCUGGGAAACGCGACAUGGGCCAUAACGUUAUGCUUAACGAUAUGCCAAGAAUAGGAUAACGAGAAGUUGGAGGUAAAGGAAAACUACUUAUACAGCAGCACUGUGGCCGGAAUACAGAUAUACUCCCAACUUUGAUAUCAAUAAUCAGCCAGUGUCCCUUAUCCCGUCACACUAUUUACUCCCUUACAAUGAGCUUGUCCGGCAAGAUAGCUAUAGUGACCGGUGCUUCUCGCGGCAUCGGUGCUGGAAUUGCUUUAGAGCUUGCCAAACAGGAGGCAAAGGUGGUGCUUACCUAUGUGUCUGCCACGAGUGAGAAUGCCGUUGAUGACCUCAUACAUCGGAUACGUGGUUUAAACAACGGCUCCGAUGCCACCAAAGUGCGGAUCGACCUCCACAAGCCGGAAGCCCCCGAAACCAUCCUCUCAGCUACUUUCCGCGCGUUUCCCCUGAGCGAUAACAAGGUGGAUAUUCUUGUCAAUAACGCUGCACACUCACAUUGCAAGCUUCUCGCGGAUACGGAAAUGGAGGACUACACCUCUAUGUUCGAUGUGAACGUACGCAGCACGAUAUUUAUGACCAAGGCUGUGUUGCCAUAUCUACGUGCCCCAGGGCGUAUCAUCAAUAUUACAUCUGUUGCAGCUCGUCGGGGUUCCGUGGGGUUUUCCAUAUACUCGGCCACGAAAGCAGCUGUGGAAGGGUUCACCAGAGCCUUGGCAUGCGAGCUGGGACCAUAUGGUCAUACCGUCAACGCUGUUGCCCCCGGAGCCGUGGAGCCAGGGAUGCUUCGGGGAUCUGUACCGGAAGAAUUGGUGAAAUAUAUCUUGGACAGCACGCCUCUAGGGAACCGGGUAGGGACACCCGAGGAUAUUGCUCCCAUCGUGAGCUUCUUGGCCGAUCCAAAGGCGGGUUGGUUGACUGGUCAGACUCUAUGCCCAAGUGGGGGAAUGAACAUGGUUUGAU